AUGUUCCUCUUUGCCCAAGAGACCAAGAUGCCCGUGAGCACCUACACGGACUCCUACCGGCCGCCCAGCUCCGUGAAAAAGGCUUUCCAGGAGCCUCCGACGCUGCUCUGGAAGGAAAACAAGUUUGUGACCAAGGGACUGGCGGUGCCGCGGGUGCCCAGCCCGCCGGGCCCGGGUCAGCAGGAGCAGCUGGUGAAGGCGGCGGUGCGGGAGCUCGCCUACAGGGACGCCGUCGUCCCCACUGCCUACCAGCCCGAGAAGUACUGGGUGACCAGGCAGGAAGAGAGCUACAACCCGGUUUUCAUCAACGAGGACAGAUUCGUCACCUGGCGGACGGGCCCCUACGACAGCGCCGCCUGGAACAAAUACACCAGCUACCUCCCUCGCCUGCCCCCCAAGGAGGCGAAGCCGGAGGCGCUGGGGCGCAGCGGGCCCGCGCGCUACCCGCCGGAGCCCGAGCAGCCGCCCGGCCGCGAGAGGCAGGCGGCGGCGCUCGACGGCCCGUGGGCGCCCCAGCUGCCCUCGCUGCCGCCCGCCCACGCCGCGGUGCCCACGAGACCCUUCCAGGGCUACUGCAGCCCCUGCUCCGGGCGCCACUACUGCCUGCGCGGGAUGGACUACUACUGCGACGGGGGCCUGGCCGCCAGCCGGCACCUGCAGCCGCUAGCGGAGAGGGCUGUAAGGUGGGACACGAGCCACUUCGGGAGGGCUGGAGGAGUCCAGAGGGGCAGCUACACCAUCCAUCCCGAGUUUGUGUCCGAGACGAAAAGCUGCGACACGGGGAGAAGCAGCUUCGUCUCGGGCCGGCUGGGAAGCCGUGGCGAGUCGCCAGGCUUCGGCGCCCACCGCUUCCGAAGGCGACUUAAAAGGUCGCCGGAGAGCUGUCGCGGAGCAGAAUAA
This is a messenger RNA of Rhea pennata, 900 nucleotides long. It is a transcript of the gene SPMIP6, whose product is annotated as sperm microtubule inner protein 6. Gene Ontology annotation, cellular component: perinuclear region of cytoplasm; manchette. Lineage: Eukaryota; Metazoa; Chordata; Aves; Rheiformes; Rheidae. Gene Ontology annotation, molecular function: alpha-tubulin binding. The transcript is spliced from 7 exons. The record is from RefSeq and is a predicted model, not a curated record. The coding region runs from base 1 to 900 and encodes 299 amino acids.